GGAUGGUUAGACUGUUGUGAAAUUACAAGAAAAUUUUCUGAAGAAUAGCAUGUUUGUGUGUAAAAUUCCAUUAUAGUGCCCAGGAAUAUUCAUUGCUAUAUGUGUAGUGCCUGACAGAGAAGAGAGACUCUUUGAGAAUUGCGAGGGAGAUAAAAGAUAAGACAGUGCCACUUCAAUUAAUCCAACAUUUAGGCGCGACCACCACAGCUUCACACUUUGUAGCCGCUGUGAAUACUUUUAAGAUGAAUAAUCAAUUUAAUAAGAGAGACAAGUGUUGAGCCUUUGGACACUACUUUUCACUGUCUGGGCCGUCAGUCGCAUAAUCCGCGUCACUGGAAGAGCAUCGAGUGAAUUUGUGCAUUUUCGCAAAGUGGCAGCAAUGUUCGGUGGAAGAUUACUUGGGUUGCUGGUGGUGAUGGUGUGUUUGGGUGCAGUGAUGGGAUUUAGAGAUCUGAAAGAUCUCAAAUCGUCUGGGAAGCGAUACUUCCGGCCAAAUGUCUGCGAAUCUGAUCAACACGGCAUGGACGCGAAGAUCGUGUGCUACUGCACGACUCCGGGCAACAAGACGGCAGAUUGCUGGGUCAAUGUGCAUGAUCUCUAUGAGUAUGAUCAAACGUGGAGUGGUUUUGAGAUCAAUAGCGACAUUCGCCAUUUAAUCCUCACCAUGGCGCCAAAUGGACAACUGAACUAUCUGCCCAUGAGAGCUUUGCAGUAUCUGCACAAUUUGCGCUCAUUUACCAUGAUAGCGGCCAGUGUUCCUGUUAUCAAAUCGCACACAUUCUCCUUCCUCUCUCAGCUGGACACCAUUUCUCUGGUGAACAAUCAGAUUGUCACCCUAGAGAAUUAUGCAUUUGCGGAUCUAAGUCGCCUACGAACGCUUAACAUCUCCUUCAAUCAAGUCACUUUCCUCGAUCGCAACGUGUUCCACAAGUGUCGCAACUUAGAAGUGUUAUCACUUAUAGCCAAUAAUAUCUCCAGCAUUCUCGAUGGAGCCUUCAGUGGACUUGAGAAAUUAGACAUUCUCAAGCUGGAUUUCAAUUUCAUCUCCGUCAUAACGCGAGACACCUUCCGAGGUCUAGAUAAUCUCUCCACACUUGGACUGGUUGCCAAUUACAUUUCGAUCCUUGAGGACAACACAUUCGACAACCUUCGAAAUCUCAUAUAUUUGGACAUGAGACAGAAUGCAAUACAAAGUAUAUCGCCACGAACUUUCAACGGUCUCACGAAGUUGCAAUAUUUGAAUCUCGAGCAGAAUGAGCUCAAAAUGCUAGACUCCUUCAUAGUCGAGGGACUUUCGAAUCUCUUCUACCUCAAUUUGGCAAAGAAUCUUCUCACCACCUUUCUUUUGGACGAACAGAGCACACUGUAUUCACGCUUCCAGAAAGAGAAUACGUUAUUUUAUCUUAACGACAACAAUUUAGUAUGUGACUGCCGUUUGAAUUGGGUCUUCAGUCUGCACAGCUCCACCAAGAGUCCCAUCUUCAAGGAGGCCCUCAACUCUCUUCAAUGUGAACUCAUUCAGCGCGAACGAACUGAUUUCGUCUAUAUCCUGCGUCUUAACUUGGAUGAUCUGCCAUGCGAAUACUACUUCAGCACUACAGAGUCCCUAAUAAAAGACCACCGACCACAUCACAACCUUCGGAGACACUAUUACCCUACUAACACUGGCACGGUGAGCUUCGUGUCAGUAUUCCUUCUGAUAUCAAUCGUCCUGUUGGCGUUGCACUAGAGACCAUGUACAUGCGAUUCACAAUAAAA
This is a messenger RNA of Phlebotomus argentipes, 1758 nucleotides long. It is a transcript of the gene Con, whose product is annotated as connectin. The transcript has 2 exons. Bases 380 to 1729 code for a protein of 449 amino acids. The record is from RefSeq and is a predicted model, not a curated record. Lineage: Eukaryota; Metazoa; Arthropoda; Insecta; Diptera; Psychodidae. Gene Ontology annotation, molecular function: protein binding. Gene Ontology annotation, cellular component: plasma membrane.